AAGUUGCCGGGUGGAUUGCUCUGUCAUCUGUUAAAGACCUCGUGAUCAUUACCCUCUUAUUCACCGUUCAACAUCAACGGUUGCAUUGUGGCAAACGACCAGAAGAAAAAACAUCAACAUCGGAACUACACAGUAAAGACACACACGAUGAUCUUUUGGCUAUGAGACACCAGGAGCCAUGGCGAGUUGGCACCGGAUAACUGCUUCCUCUUCGUUGCUCCAAGUCGGUUUGUUAUUGUUGCUGUUGUCGGCUCAGAGCAGCGGGAAACCGCGAGAGAAAUGUCUCGGAGACAAGUCAUGUCAGCCCCCAAGACCUCCCGUUGUCCUCAUCCCUGGGGAUCUGGGAAACCAGUUGGAAGCAAAGCUGGAUAAACCCAGUGUCGUCCAUUACAUCUGCUACAAGAAGACUGACUCCUUCUUCACACUGUGGCUCAACCUGGAGCUGCUGGUCCCUGUAGCCAUUGACUGUUGGAUAGACAACAUAAGAUUGAUCUACAACAGGACUGCACACACCACCUCAUCCCCUCCGGGUGUGGAUAUCCGCGUCCCAGGGUUUGGAAAGACGUAUUCACUGGAGUAUUUGGACCCCAGCAAACGCAGUGUGGGCAUGUAUUUCUUUACUAUAGUGCAGGCGCUGGUAGACUGGGGCUACACUAGAGAUGACGAUGUCAGAGGAGCUCCAUAUGAUUGGAGGAAAGCCCCAAAUGAGAAUAAAAAGUAUUUCCUAGACCUACAGAAGAUGAUUGAAGAGAUGGCAAAUAAGGCUGGUGGGCCUGUGGUGCUCAUUGCUCACAGUAUGGGCAACAUGUACACCUUGUACUUCCUCAACCAGCAGCCUCAGGCUUGGAAAGACAAAUACAUCAAAGCUUUCAUCUGUCUAGGACCACCAUGGGCCGGGGUGGCCAAGACCCUGCGCGUGAUCAUCUCUGGUGAUAAUAACCGCAUUCCAGUGAUUAGCCCAUUGAAGAUUCGCUCCCAGCAACGUACUGCUGUCUCCACCUCCUGGCUGCUCCCCUACGCCCAUUCUUGGUCCAGAGAUGAGGUCCUGGUGCAGACACCCACCACCAACUACACUAUACAGGACUACAAACGGCUCUACUCAGACAUUGGUUUUGAGGAUGGCUGGCUGAUGCGGCAGGACACAGAGCCACUGGUAACCAAACUUACACCCCCCGGUGUGGCUGUUCACUGCUUAUAUGGCAGCGGCAUCAACACAUCUGAGGCCUUCCGGUACUCCGACAAGUUUCCCGAUGUAGAACCCACGGUGGUGUUCGGUGAUGGGGAUGGGACAGUGAACCUGCGAAGCGCCAUCCAGUGCAAGCAGUGGGUGGGAAUGCAGAAACAGCCUGUGACAUUAAAGGAGCUUCCAGGGAAUGAACAUGUGAAUAUGUUGCUGAACUUUACCACUGUGGCUUACAUCAAGACCGUGCUGUUCUCACCCUGAUGCUGGCAAACAAUGAGGGACAGGCAGGCAGGGAGACCGCUUUACUCACACUCACUGUAAUAUUCAGUGUGUACACUGACACAUGCACACAGCGACAUGACGGACAGACUGGGACUGACUCAUCUUGUCUGUCUCUCUGUGCAUUGACUGCCAAAAUAUCCUCCUGUACAUGCCACAUUGCUCAAGAAAAGUGUUGAAAUUUUGUAGUGCAAUUGCAGAAUCAAAGUUUUAAAUUAAUUUUUAUAGCUAUAGUUAUUCAAUCUAUGUUAAUGUCAAGUUGUUUACUGUUGAAUAAGCCUAAACAUGAUGACUUUUAUAUUGGUCCCAGAAUACAUUUUAAAGAACCCAAGAUUUUACCUACUACAUCCAUGUUUGGAGAAAGGACAUGUCAAAACCCAGGGAAUUACUGUAUGUGCCACUUUCUGAGUUAUUAAUCAAACUCAGAUCUUUAUCAGUGUUGUGCAAGAGCUUUCUAAACUCUGACUGUAAUCGCUGGGCUAAAUAAUUUAAUUUGUAUCUUUCACAGUGCAGCAGGUCACAUGUAUCAUUGCUUGGUAUAUAUGAACAUAUACUGGUAUAAAUGAAUGAGUUCAA
Molecule: messenger RNA, 2038 nt
Organism: Lates calcarifer (barramundi perch)
Lineage: Eukaryota; Metazoa; Chordata; Actinopteri; Centropomidae
Gene: pla2g15
Product: phospholipase A2, group XV
Exons: 7
Coding region: 179-1444 (421 amino acids)
Biological process (GO): phosphatidylcholine metabolic process; ceramide metabolic process
Cellular component (GO): lysosome
Source: RefSeq, a predicted model, not a curated record